Molecule: messenger RNA, 942 nt
Organism: Penicillium expansum
Lineage: Eukaryota; Fungi; Ascomycota; Eurotiomycetes; Eurotiales; Aspergillaceae
Exons: 1
Coding region: 1-942 (313 amino acids)
Source: RefSeq, a predicted model, not a curated record
AUGAAGUUCACUUGGGCGACAACGCUCCUUCUACUCUCUACCAAGGUCGCGUCCCUGACCAUCCCUCAAACCGAGCCAACCGAUCUCAUUGAACGAGAUGUGGACCUACUGGAUCUGGAUUAUACCCAGGACACCUCAGAUAUUGUAACGCUCGAGAAACGGCGUGGCGGUGGUGGAGGAGGCCGAGGUGGCAGUAGCGGUUCAUCCGGCAGUUCAUCCAGCAGCGGAGGAAGCAGUGGAGGUCGCACUGGUUCCUCAGGUUCAUCCGGUUCCUCCGGUUCCUCCGGUUCCUCAGGUUCAUCUGGUUCCUCAGGCUCAAGUGGAAGCACUGGAAGCAGUAGCAGCAGUGGAAGCAGUGGCAGCAGUGGAAGCAGUCGCAGUGGGUCAAGCAGCAAUGUCGGCGGCACAACUAGUGGUGGCUCUGGAACUCGAGCAACCUACGGCGGAGGCAACUAUUAUGCCGGCGGCGCGCGCACUCCUUAUAGGUCUGGCUCUCGGUCCACUGGAGGCAUCGCCCCCUACGUGCUCGGUGGAGCUGCACUGGGAUUCUUCCCGGGUCUUUGGCUGUACAGCGCCUACGCCUACCCCUACAGUAACCACUACAACUACUACAAUGACAAUGACCACAAGAAUGAGUCGCUCCCCAUAGUCUGUGUGUGCCAGGAGUACUCGGAGUGUGGCUGCGACAACAACAAUAAUCGCACCUACUACGAGUCCCUCUUCAACGGCACCGUGCCUAAGAACUCCAGUCUUGUGCGCGUGGUCGAUGUGAACGGAACUCAGACCAUCUACAUCAAUGGCACCUUGGCCAACGGUACCACUGCCGCGGAUGGAAGCUCGACUAGUACUUCCUCGGCAUCCGGGCCAAUCGCGAUGGUUCUGCAUGCUAGCGGGUACUGGGUGACUGUUGCCGUGGUAGUGGCCGCCGUCUGGGGAUUCUAA